This is a messenger RNA of Xyrichtys novacula (pearly razorfish), 6417 nucleotides long. NCBI's taxonomy places the organism in Eukaryota, Metazoa, Chordata, Actinopteri, Labriformes, Labridae. The record is from the annotation of a GenBank genome assembly.
AUGUGGAUUGUGGUGCUUUUUCUCAACUUGGGGGCUUUGUGCAGUAUAGGUAAGUGUUGAAACAGUUUAACUUGACUUUUGGUCAUUUUUUUUUACAGGUGUUCCUUAGAAGAAUCAUGUGCCUCUGUGGUCAAAUUAAAGCUAUAAUUGGCGAGUUUGAAUACAGUGUAGCCACGCCAUUGUUAAUAGGCCUAGUGACAUGUUGUUUAGGUUCUCUGAGUUAUUGGCUGGUUUGGAUAUCACUCUAAAGCAAUAUCUUCUCUGUGAAAACCACAGACCACUGUUUGUCCAUUGGGUUUAAUUAGAUAGUUUUUUUUUUUUUGACAGGGACAGAACAUCAAGCAUUGUUGUAUCUAAUUAAAGAGUAACCGAUGCUGUGUAUGCAGGACUUCUAGCCGUGGCCAAUUUGCAGUCCUCGUCCCUGGUUAGACAGCAGGAAAUACAGCACAUGAUACAUAAACCACUAAAUAUAACUAACAUUAUAGCAGGUGCAGACAGGCAAUGAUAUGUUUGCAUAAAAACAACAAGAAAGCAGACAAAACGAGCAGUUUCUUCUAUGCAAAAAAAUCUCGACUUACAUACACACGCACGUAGAUUCACGUAUACAUACCACAAUAUACAUAUAUGUAGGUUGGUGUUCACAGAUUUGCCUUUGUUUCAGCCAUAGUUUUGUUUGAUAUUGAAGGCUUUGGGGUUUUUAUUCCUACUGGUAAUUUAUUCCAGAUCUGUGGACCUUUGACUGAACUGGCCAAAAGUUGUCCUGCGCUCCACUGACUGCUCCUCUCGUAGAAACUCCUUUAUAUGAGUAUUUCUGGGGCAAAGCCAUUUACACACUUAAAAACCAGUUCAAGAAAUGAGAGAUUUGUGAAACUUUCGAAGCUCAACAAGUUGUACUUGUGUAAAACUAUGCAGUGGUGUCAUUUUAUUGGCUUUUGAGUGAGUGUUUUUAAGAUUUGUUUGUAUAAUGACAGCAUAGGCUUCAUUACAAACUGUGUGGCUUGGUCCUAGACAGUUAGGCAAUAGGAGAAGUGAGAGAGAAUCAUGGAGUGCAUGUAAAAUUGGGCAGCAGUUCAGAUGAGUUUUGAUGGUUUUGUAUACUUUUUUGAUAUGUCCUUCAAAUUUUAGCGGGAAAUCAAAGAUGACACCUAGAUAUUUAAACUCAUUUACUUUCUGUAUUUGUUUUUUUUUGUUUUUGCCUGAUGGAAAAACACAAGGAAACAGUAUUUUCACAAUUUAAGGUUAAGAAGUUGCUUUUUAGUCACUGUGAACCCCCUGCCAAUCACCUACUUAAAGACAAUUGGCAGUUUAAAUCACUGUGCCAUAAUCUGCCUCAUCACGCAAGUUGCGCUGAAACUAUUAUGCAAAUCGUUUUUACACAGAAAUAAUUCAUGGUGUCAUCUUAACCCUUGCAGCUGUUAAUCAUUGCAUGAGAGCCUGACGCAGUGAUAAAAAAGUUCAUUUAUUCAGAAGUAAAUCCCAAGUGUCAACAUGUCCUUAUGCUGCCGUCACACUAAUGUGUCUUUGAUUAACUUUCCUCUGCACAUGGAUUGUCCAUGUUUAAUAAAAAUAGGUCACUGCCCUGCUAUUUGGGCGGGUAUCAAUUCGCAGCCUGGAAUUAAUUAUGUGUUGAGCUCUACUUUGAGUUCAGGCUCAUUGUUAAAAGAAACCUCUGAACCUGAAUCUCAGGAUCGCACUAGUUCUCCUCAAUGAUUUAAUGCUGGGCUUUGAAUUUCUAUUUUUAAAUGAUAUAUAGAGAGAGUUUAAAUAUUUAGUUCAGUUGUACAAUAAGGGUUAUGUGUUGUGGUGUUAAACAAGCUGCCAAUUUUGCACACUCACAACUUUGACUGUUCUUCACAUGAAUUUCCAUUUAAGAGGGUUACCCUGGGAUCUUUGGGUUGGACUUCCAGUGCAAAACAUCAUUGACUGAAUACUCGCUGCUUUCAAAAGACCCUUUCAUAACCUGUUUGGCCUAAUCUUUAAGGCUCAUCCCUCCUUUGUGGUGGUAAAAAUGAGCUGGAGGAACUUUUUAAUCAACAUUUUAACUCCUUAAAAAGCAGCUCCUUGGACAAAAACUUAAGGGUACUUUUUGUGGAAGCUAAGAUAAUUCAUGGUAGUAGCAAAAUACCUUUGUCCAGUGAUAAAUAAAGAGGAAGUUAAAGUGGACCCAACCACCCUGCAUGAUAGGAUCACAUUUUCUUCAUUGUAUGAUGAGAAACAUGAUUGCAAUUUAGAUAUCGGUAAUCUUUCUCAAACUUUUUUCUCCCUUUUCUCCUCAGUCUCCUCCUCUCCUCCCAGCCCCACUGAAGUCAGUUUCUCCUCUAUCAAUCUGAGGAAUUUGCUGCAGUGGUCUCCAGGAAAAGGCACUCCUAAUGACACACACUACAGCGUGCAGUAUGCCAUGUCAGUGAAGUUUUUUUUUUCAUAUUUAAAAAUGUAAAAUAAAGUGAUCGUCUCCAGGUUUGGACAAAGCAGUGGCAUUUCUACGUCACUCUCUUUACAAACAUCACUCAGUCAAAGGUGUUGGACAGUUUUCAGGAACUCUCACAGGAAUUAUAAACAAAGAGAAGUAGAGAGAGGAGACGGGUACAGAAACAAAAGAAAAAUGUAACUAGAUCUAACAAACAGCCUCUGUAAGAUUAAGUUUCAAGCUCAGGGGGAUGGAAAGCUGAGUGGAACAUUUACAGCACACUCACUUCUCUCUUUCUGCUUGUUUUUUCAGCUAUGGAGACAGUGUCAACGGCAGCAAAGGGAAACGGGUGAAUUGGAGGUCGGUGCAACACUGUACAGAAGUGGUGCGCUGCUGGUGUGACCUGAGCAGUGAGACAUGGGAUCUGGAGCAGGGGUACCACGCCAGGGUUCGAGCUAGGAGCGGGAGAGCAUUCUCCAAAUGGGCUUUGACAAGGAGGAGGUUUGACCCGAAGUCAGACAGUAAGCUUGAGUAAUACUCUUCCUGGAAAAGUGACACACAAGAAGAGGCCGGAAUAAGAGAGUUCAGAUGUCUCAACUUUGAAUUAUUUAAAAUAUUCACCAGCUCCACCUUAAUUAUGACUUUUUAUUAACACCAAAUCUGCUUAUCAACUCAAAAUAUAUCAAAUCACCAAUGCUAAUCUUUAAAAAAUCAUUUUUUUAUAGCUGUAUUUGGCCCUCCAUCGGUUACAGUGGAUAUAGAGGACAACAAUGCCAUCAUCACCAUAAAGGGACCAAUGAGGUAUCAGCCCGGCAACCAAACCCCAGCAGUUCCCAUGGCAACACUAUAUGACCAGAUGACUUACAACAUCUCUGUUCACAACGUCCGUAGAGGCCUGAUGGUGGGUGGAACUGAAUAAAUCUCGAAGAAAGGUUGUCAAAUCAAGAACACCUUAAAGUUUUUCCACAGAGGUGACUAAUGUGUGUUUGUGUUUGUGUGUAGAGUCAUUUCCCAGUUGUCUUCAAUCGGUACAAAUAUCGCCUGAUGAAGUACGAUACAGAGUACUGCUUCUCUGCCAGGGCCAGGUUUCUCUCCAUGCCUGUGCAGUGCCUGUCCUCCGAAUGGCACUGCAUAACUACGCCUCCAGGUACAGCUGCACCGAGAGUGCUCUGAAUACUUCUUCCCCGUUUGACAGGUAGCAAGGAAUGUAAUCAAACUUGUCACACAGGUGAAGGCUGGUUCAAUGUGAGAUGUCUAUUAUGUUUGUUUAAGGGUGUAUUUCUUAUUGAACGCAACAGAUUCUGGUCUUACUUCAGAGCAUGUUUAUACGUACCAUUUAGAUUCAUGCAUGUUUAGAUACAUCUGUGUAAUGCUGAUUCUGUCUCUGUCUAGAUCCUUGGAUUGCUCAGCUGCAGUGGGUGUUCGUGGGCAUCAUUGUUCCAUCUGCAUGCAUAUGUAUCUUAGUCGUGAUCUGCUACGUUCUCUAUCAGUACCUGACUGGGAAAGGACAGAAGAGCCCAUACACACUGGUAAUCCAAACACACAUGCAUGAAAAACUAUAAAUAACAGUUUAAAGGUCCAGUAAGGAGUUUUUCAUUUCUUAUAAAACAAAUUAAGACUUAUACUGAUGCUUUUUUAAAGCAAACUAGACCAACAGUAUAAUAAUGGAGAAAUUCUGUGAUGUAAUUUUUGAUGCUACAACAGCUGUCAUAGGGUUAAACAAGACCAACCUGCUGAAGAAACAGCCUAAUGGGUGGUGUCCAUAGCAGUUUCAUAUCCACUGAGUAAUUAAUCUGGCUGUUAAAGGAAGCAAGAUGAAAUACUUUGCAGAAAACAUUACUCACACAUGUACAGAAUAAGUGGAGCAAAUAGUUGCGGUGCUACUUUGACCACAAGGUGCGCCAAAUUUGACACAAACUGAUAGUUGCUCACAGGAGCUUUGAGCACUUAAAAGGGAUAUUCCGGUGUAAAAUUAAUUUAGGUUCAAACGCACCGUAACACCGAGUUAGACACCCCCUCAAGAGAUGAAUGUUGCCGACCGCUUGCUUCUCUAGUUAAACCAGCUUCAGUUAUGACUGCAGGAUAGCAAUACACAGUGGUCUGAGGAGUCAUAAACAGACCUCAACAAAACCGCCACUCUAUAGACAUAAAUAAUGCUCAAAACAGCACCUAACUUUAUCAACAGUACAUAUAAGGUCCUAGCCACAGCACUAGCCACCAAACAUCUUUUUAACUUUUCCUAAUUUCUUCAGCAAAGAGACUAAACACAACUCAUCCGCUCUCUUCAUGGAAAUGCAAUCAGACUGAGACACUAAGGCAGAAGAACUACCAUGUCAGCUGUGCAAAAUGAUUAAGAUGGUGAUUAUUACUUCAAGGAAAUGAUCAUAAAUGUUCUUCCUUGAGCUGUGUCACCCCGCAGCAGUCUAUAAUGGACUGGCCUGAGGUCUCCCUACAAACAAGCGGCUGCUGGAAGAGAGUGGAUGAGUUGUGUCAAGUCUCUUUGCUGAAGAAAUGAGGAAAAGUUAAAGAGAUUUUUGGUGGCUAGUGCUGUGGCUAGGACCUUAUAUUUACUGUUGAUGAAGUUAGAUGCUGUUCUGAGCAUUAUUUGUAGCUAUAGAGUGACGUUUUGGUUGAGGUUUGUGCUGGCUCCUUAAACUGCUGUGCAUUGCUAUCGUGCGGUCGUUACUAAAGUUGGUAUAACUAGAGAAGCAAGCGGUCAGCAAAAUUAAUCUCUCGAGGGGGUGUCUAAUCCUGUGUUAUGGUGUGUUUGACCCUAAAUUAACUUUACGCCAGAAUAUCCCUUUAAAAUGGCUGAAUACAAGAAACAAUAUAGAGGAAUAAACGUUUUUGGUUGUGAUACCUUAUUAUUGGCUGAAUUCUAUGGUGUAAGUGGUCUGUGUUGAAAGAACAAUGUCAGUUAUGUUAUGUUUACAUCAAAAAUGCUUUUCUUUAAAACUCCAGAAUCCACCAUCCUUUCAUUCACCUCCUCUGACGUUUCCCCCGGAGACUCCAAAAAUCCUCCAGAUCCAAAUGGGGUGGCCAUUAGACCAAGACAUUAUAGAAUCUGUUCGUGCAUUCCCCUGGAAUAAAGAGCAACCCACCACAGUUCCCCCGCCUACAUACACGGCUCAAAGGUCUGAACCAUCCCAUGAGCCUGCAGGACCCUGCAAUGAUCCAUCUGUGGACUAUGGGUUUGUUUGCCAAGCAGGCGAAGAAGGAGAGACAAGACAUCGUGGAGGAGAAGAAGGAAACAAUGAGAGCGAUUCGUCCCAGGAAUGGAGAGUUGAAGGUGAUCACUUUACUGAGGCUUAUGCUCCUCAGACGAAGUCCUGUCAUUCACAGAGGCUGAUCAUCACCUCCUCAGAAGCACCGAUGCCGAAGCACAGAAAGGAGCACUCACUCUUGUAAGUGCACAUGCAUUUUUACAAGCAAAUUCAGUUGUACCACACCAGAGUCAGAGGUCAGGUUUGUUCAUAGAUAGAGCUCCACAAACCUUCAAUAUGCCUUUAAAUGUUGAAUCAACAACAGAAGAAGAAAUGUCUGAGGAGAUGGUUGGCAGGAGUGAGAGAGCCCCCCUCCUUUCUGGUUAUGCCUGUCAGAACGCUGUAACAGUACCUACCUCCCAAUCUUACCGAUCAAAUUACCUACCUGAUGACUAUGGUGUUCUGAUUCAAGCUGAGGCACAAGAUGCAGAAAAGGAGGAGGAGGAAGAGGGGUCUAUUCGAAUCAACUGGGACCCCAAGACCAGAAAACUAAUUCUGCCAGAAUUAGGGAUGGAGUUCAACAAAGAGAGUGAUGUGGUGCAGGGAGAGAAAGAAAGGAAGAGCCAAAGUAGAGCAGAAGAGGAAGAUGUGAUGCAGGGUGGGUUGAGGUUAGAAGCGGUGUUUGUCAGACAAGGAUCUGAAGAAAAGGCAGAAGCUCUGAGGGAGAAGGAGAGAAGAGAGGAAACAGGGUGGGAGGCGGGUGAUCCUUUGAGCAAAUGGGAUCUGAUAAUCCCUAUGGAUCAGUAG